Oryzias latipes (Japanese medaka) is the source of this 2126-nucleotide messenger RNA. Its product is annotated as 5,6-dihydroxyindole-2-carboxylic acid oxidase. The record is from RefSeq and is a predicted model, not a curated record. Gene Ontology annotation, cellular component: melanosome. NCBI's taxonomy places the organism in Eukaryota, Metazoa, Chordata, Actinopteri, Beloniformes, Adrianichthyidae. Gene Ontology annotation, molecular function: oxidoreductase activity. Gene Ontology annotation, biological process: melanocyte differentiation; melanosome organization.
CCAGUGGUUUGGGGGUAAAACGGACUGGAGCGUGCGUGGACGCGUGGGACUUUCACUGCAUCACCAUAAGAAAUGCCUUCCUUAAUGAUGUGUUGAAGUGAUGCAAGUUUAUUUUUCACUAGAACAUAAAGAAAGUGUGUGAUUUCAGGUGAAAAAACGGCGUGUAAAGUGAAUUUGUAAUCCGUCAAGGCCGUGCGUAAAAAUCGAGGAAGGAUCGUGGAUGAUGAUGUGGCGCUCGUGCGUUUUGGUGUUCGCGAGCGCCUUGGCGGUGAGCGCUCAGUUCCCUAGGGAGUGCGUGACGGUGGAGGGACUCAGGAGCGGGCAGUGCUGCCCCUCACCGCCGGGAUUCGUUGACGACCCGUGCGGGUUCAGCGCGGGGCGCGGCCAGUGCGUUUCCCUCACGGUAGACGCGCGCCCCCACGGGCCGCAGUACCCACACGACGGGCGGGACGACCGGGAGCGGUGGCCCGUCCGCUUCUUCAACCGAACCUGCCAGUGCAACGGAAACUUCAGCGGGUUUAACUGCGGCCGCUGCAGACACGGACUGACGGGGCCCAACUGUGACCAGCGCGUCUCCGUGGUGAGGAGAGACGUAAUGCGCCUCAGCGCAGACGAGAAGCGCGCCUUCGUGAGCGCUCUGGACCAGGCCAAGCGCACGGUGCACCCCGAUCUGGUGAUUGCCACUCGGCACUACUCGGACGUCUUCGGGCCCGGCGGCGACAGCCCGCAGUUCGAAAACGUCACCAUUUACAACUACUUCGUUUGGACUCACUACUACUCCGUCAGCAAGACCUUCCUGGGAGCGGGACAAGCCAGCUUUGGAGGCGUGGACUUCUCGCACGAAGGCCCGGGCUUUGUGACGUGGCACAGGUACCACCUGCUGCAGUUGGAGCGCGACAUGCAGGACAUGUUACAAGACCCCUCCUUCGCCCUGCCCUACUGGAACUUCGCCAUCGGUGGAAACACGUGCGACAUCUGCACAGAUGACCUCAUGGGGGCCAGGAGCACUUUUGACUCCAACUCCCUGAGUUCCAACUCCAUCUUUUCCCAGUGGAGGGUCGUCUGCGAGAGUGUGGAAGACUACGACACGCUUGGGACCAUCUGCAACAGCACGGAGACGUCUCCCAUAAGACGAAACCCAGCAGGAAACGUCAACAGGCCCAUGGUGCAGCGGCUACCGGAGCCCCAGGAUGUGGCGGACUGCCUGCAGGUCAACACGUUUGACACUCCGCCCUACUACUCCACCUCCUCUGAGAGCUUUAGGAACACCGUCGAAGGCUACAGCGCCCCCAAGGGAAACUACGACCCCGUGGUGAGGAGCCUCCAUAACCUGGCCCAUUUGUUCCUGAAUGGGACAGGCGGCCAGACACACCUGUCUCCCAACGACCCCAUCUUUGUCCUGCUCCACACCUACACUGACGCCAUAUUUGACGAGUGGUUGAGAAGACACGGACCAGACGUAGCUGCGUAUCCCGAUGAGAACGCUCCCAUCGGUCACAACAGGGGCUACAACAUGGUGCCAUUCUGGCCUCCGGUGACGAACUCCGAGAUGUUUGUAACCGCCCCAGAUAACCUGGGUUAUUCCUAUGAAGCCGAGUGGCCUGGACAACCGUUCACUCUGACUGAAAUCAUAACCAUGGCGAUCGUUGCCGCCCUCGUGGUGGUGGCGGUCAUUUUCGCUGCCACUACAUGUGCCGUGCGUGCCAGGUCUUACAAGAUGGAAGGACACCAGCCUCUGCUCGGGGACCAGUACCAGCGGUACGACGACGACAAGAGCCAAUCUGUAGUCUAAGCACCUCCAAGAACAAAAGCCUCAAACAUGUGCCUUUAAUGUUUUUUUUAAUUAUUAUUUUAAAUACCGCAGCAGAGAGUCAACCUUUUCAAACUUGUCAAAGACUGAAAAAAAAAAACUCUUUUAUGGCACUUACCUGAAUUCAUUUUCAUGUGAUAGAGCUGUGGUGCCCACAAGGUGGCGCAGUUACUCAAUUUGUGAACCUGUGGAGAAGCAUUACUACACUACAUGCUUUUUUUCUCCUUUUUUUAUAAAGUAUGUCAAUAAACUUCUGACUGCAUCUGAAUUUACAUAUUACAAACAGCAAAAAUAAAUAAAAGAUGAUUUAACCAGA